Messenger RNA from Amoebophrya sp. A120, 1304 nucleotides. The record is from the annotation of a GenBank genome assembly. NCBI's taxonomy places the organism in Eukaryota, Dinophyceae, Syndiniales, Amoebophryaceae.
AUGGGUGGUUCCAAUUCGGCGGGAGACGGCGCGGCCGCCGACGCCGCCGGUACGGGUGGAUUAGAUGACGCGGCACAAUCGCAGAGCGCCGCCCUGAAGCUGGCCAAGACACGCAAGAGAUUCGACGCGCUCCGCGUUCUCGACGGGGGUCUGGCGACACAACUGGAAGGAGGGUACAAGUGCGACCUGAACAACAGCCUGUGGUCCACGCGCAUUUUGGAAAACGAACCGAAUCUGAUUUUCCAAGCGCACCGCGACUUUGUAAACGCCGGCGCGGACCUGCUCAUCACCUGCACCUACCAAACUUCGUUGCAGGGCUUUGCCCACGACGAGCAGCGCUUCGAGCGCAGCCUCGCAACUGCCGUUCGCGUUGCGCAAGAAGCGGCGGAUGCGGGUGGUGCGUUCCGCGGCGUGCUCGUCGCGGGGUCGCUGGGACCCUACGGAGCGGCGUUGGCCGGCGGCCAGGAGUACACUGGUAUAUACGAGUUGGAUGCGAAAACCGAAACAGCGUUUCUGGAAAAUUGGCACCUGCCGCGCGCAAAACUGCUCGCGCCGUGCGUGGAUUUGUUCGCCGGGGAGACCUGCCCCAAGAUUGCGGAAGCCAUCGCGCUCACAAACCUGUUCGCAAAGCUGAGAACGCCGGGGUAUGUGUCGUUUCAGUGCAAGUCCGGGCACGAGCUGGCGUCCGGAGAAACCAUCGCGGACGCCGUUGCGCGUCUGCACUUCAGCGACUACCUGCUCGGCAUUGGCGUGAACUGCACCAAAGUGGAGUUCGUGGAGAGCUUGAUUCAAGAAAUCGGCAGAGCACUGGACAAGCAGGAGCAAAGAAUGGCGCCGGUUUUGGGUAGCGAGAAAACGUUUGUCCGGCCAAGAAUUCUGGUCUACCCCAACAGCGGAGAGGAGUAUGAUGCGACCACGAAGACGUGGCACAUGCCAGAGUACUGCACCGAAGACGUCGCUACGACUUAUGUAGACUAUGCCCAUCGCUGGUUUGCCGCGGGCGCGCAGUGUGUCGGUGGUUGCUGCCGAGUGCUACCCUCGCACAUCAAAGCGGUCAGGGACAGCGAUGAUGGGGCGCAGAAAUCUCAAUAGAUGUUGAAACUGAUUUAUUAGGCUAUUGCUCGCGGUGAACAAAGAAUUGAGUCAUGAUCCAGAGUAUGACAACUAGAACUUCGCAAUCGAUAGAGAAAAUCUUGUGAGUUUCGAGACGAGAAUUGACAAUAUCAGCUGAUACAAGCACGGGUUCUCAACAUCACGCACCGUUUCCUUUUGUUGACUUUUUGCAGCGCCUGGACCGAUUUUUC